UGCAACCGUCCAACAUGGCAGCGCGCUGUAGCUUUUGAGAACGAAGUGUUUUAAUGUUUGCACGUUUUGCAGUUAUGUUAGCUUUGUUUGUACUCAUUUCCCUUUUUAAGGGUUCUUUUUCUACCUUGGACUCUGAAGAAGAUUUCCACCCCGUAGUUGCUCAGGAUGUCCACGGUGAGAACUACCUGCUGUGGAUGUGGAGCAACAGACUUUACAUUUAUUCUGCUGCAGCUCUGCUUUUAGGCUUGUUCUUCUUUCUUGGACGCAGGAAGAUAAUCAAUGCAAAGGAUUCUGGUUCAAAGAUCCAACAAGCUGCAAAAAACAACAACAGUCCAGAGAAAGAUGAUGAUGUUUAUGUUUCAGGGGUUAAAGUCUUUUAUGGCUCACAAACUGGAACAGCAAAGGGUUUUGCCACAGAGCUUUCAAAGGAUGUGCAGACUUUGGGUUUCCCAGCUGAGGUGAUUGACAUGAAAGACUACGAUCCAGAUGAUCGGCUCGCAGACGAGUGUAGCAGUAAGUCAGUCUGCGUGUUUCUCGUGGCCACCUACACUGACGGACAACCCACAGAGAACGCCGAGUGGUUCUGUAAGUGGCUGGAAGAGGCUUCCACCGACUUCCGGUACGGGAACACCUUCCUCAAAGGCCUCCGAUACGCAGUGUUCGGCCUCGGCAACUCGGUCUACGUUGGUCACUACAACACGGUGGGUAAAAAUGUAGACAAGUGGCUGUGGAUGCUCAGUGCCAAAAGAAUCAUGAGCAGAGGAGAGGGCGACUGCAACGUGGUGAAGAGUCGAAACGGUAGCGUUCAGGCAGACUUCCAGGCCUGGAAGGCAAAGUUCCUGAGCCGCCUGAAGGCGCUGGCCAAAGGUGAGAAGAGGAGCUGCAAGGAUGAAGGUUGCUGCAAGAAUAGAAAGAAACAUGGAGAAGAAAAGGAGCAGAAAGCUGUGAUGCAGGAGAACAGCUCCGAGAUGGAUCUGAUUGAAUCCAGCAGUGAGGAGGAAGAGUCUGUCCUGCCAGAUGAGAAAGCAUCACGAUCCGUGGUAGACGUGGAGGAUCUAGGCAACAUUAUGAAUAACGUCAAGAAAGCAAAGGUUAGGAAGGAGGAUCAGGUAAACGGCCAGAUGGUGAAGCUGUCCAAACUGAACGGAGUGUCAAAGACUGAAGGUGAAGAGGAAAGAAGAGAGAUGAUCACCCCUGCUCUAAGGGAAGCUCUGACUAAGCAAGGGUAUAAAUUAAUUGGAAGUCACUCUGGAGUGAAGCUCUGCAGAUGGACUAAGUCCAUGUUACGAGGCAGAGGAGGCUGCUACAAGCACACAUUCUAUGGUAUUGAGUCCCACCGCUGCAUGGAGACUACACCCAGCUUGGCCUGUGCAAACAAGUGUGUCUUCUGCUGGAGACAUCACACCAACCCAGUGGGGACUGAAUGGCGCUGGAAAAUGGACCCAGCAGAGAAAAUCUUGCAGGAUGGUCUGGAAAAGCACCAACUCAUGAUACGGCAGUUCAGAGGUGUCCCUGGAGUGAAGCCUGAGCGGUAUGAGGAAGGUUUGGCCGUCAAGCACUGUGCCCUGUCCUUGGUGGGCGAGCCAAUCAUGUAUCCGGAAAUCAACACCUUUCUUCGCCUCCUUCACUCUCAUGGCAUCUCCAGCUUCCUGGUCACGAAUGCACAGUUCCCAGAGGAAAUCAGGAACCUGGUGCCAGUGACUCAGUUGUAUGUCAGUGUGGAUGCCAGCACCAAGGAUAGUCUGAAGAAGAUUGAUCGGCCGCUUUUCAAGGACUUCUGGACUCGUUUCCUGGACAGUCUCGAGGCUUUGGGAGAAAAAAGACAGAGGACAGUGUACAGACUGACGCUGGUGAAAGCAUGGAAUGUGGAGGAGAUGCAGGCUUACUCUGAGCUCAUUGCUCUGGGACAACCCGACUUUAUUGAGGUUAAGGGUGUGACGUACUGCGGGGAGAGCUCUGCCAGCAGUCUGACCAUGGCCAAUGUUCCCUGGCAUCAGGAAGUGGUCGCCUUCGUCCAACAGCUGGCUGACAUGCUACCUCAGUAUGAGAUUGCCUGUGAGCAUGAGCACUCCAACUGUUUGCUCAUUGCACAUACUAAGUUCAAGGUGAAUGGUGAGUGGUGGACGUGGAUCGACUACGACCGUUUCCAGGAGCUGGUCAAAGCUCACGAUGACAGCGGAGGGCAGCAGAGCUUCUCAGCCUUAGAUUACAUCGCUAAGACCCCCAGUUGGGCUCUGUUUGGGGCAAACGAACAAGGGUUCGACCCCGCAGACACUCGUUUUCAGAGACGCAACAAAACCAAAGACAUCUCUGGAUGCUGAUUCAAAAGAGUUCAUAUUUUAAAAGGUGUGAUUGAAUUAACCAAACUGGGGCAUCUUUAUGAAAAGUUCCUAAAUGCUGGGUUUUUGUUUUUAUCUUUAGACAUUCUGUGAACCUUCUCCGUCUUUUUCCUAUAUUUGGAUCUUUAAAUGUAUUUUUUUGCAGCUGGAUGAAUGUAAAGCUACUAAUACCAUCUUCAUAUUCGCUAACCUUUCCUUUGUUUCAUAUUUUUCAUGGAUGUACAUAGAUUGUUUAGUUUUUAUUUUCUUCUUCUUUAAAUUGGUUUCCCGACAUUAAAGAAAAGUUAUUUUCCAUUCCCUCUUCUAUGUAUUAGAUUGGCUAUAGAGUUUCUGAUGCAAGUAUGACUAUAAUAGUUUAAUAUUGUUUCUCUCGUUAUAAAGUUUUGUUUUAAAGUUACAUCACUUUCUAUCUGCUUACCACAUCAUCUCCUGUCAGUUGGGUUUGAUUUGUCUGGGAUUUUUUUUUUGGCCGUUCAGCAAGUUUAAAAAUGUUUUUUCAAAUUUCCAUGUUUGUUUGCUUUUAAUGUUGAUUUUUUUUUAUAUGUUUUUUUUUUUUUUUUCAUUAGACCAUAGAAUUUCUGAAAAUUGUAUCUGAAUUUUCAUGUAUGGCCUGAAAUAAACACUGGACUUUAAUAAACCGGUGAAGACAUGGUG
Cyprinodon tularosa is the source of this 2993-nucleotide messenger RNA. RefSeq names its product tRNA-yW synthesizing protein 1 homolog (S. cerevisiae) (gene tyw1). The record is from RefSeq and is a predicted model, not a curated record. The transcript is spliced from 16 exons. The coding region runs from base 54 to 2321 and encodes 755 amino acids. Gene Ontology annotation, biological process: wybutosine biosynthetic process. Lineage: Eukaryota; Metazoa; Chordata; Actinopteri; Cyprinodontiformes; Cyprinodontidae. Gene Ontology annotation, molecular function: catalytic activity; 4 iron, 4 sulfur cluster binding; FMN binding.